CGAAUUCGGCAACUUUUAACUCGAAUCCGACGUUUCCACCGGAACAGACAUUUUAGACGGUUGAAGACGCGUCGGACCAUCGCCGGAGAAGAUUGAAGAGAACCCCAUCCCAAAAUGUUGCGACGACUACUUCUCCAAGCUCCCACUACUCGCCGCCUCGCCGCUGCCCGCUUCACUCCUCUUCUCCACCACCGUCCACUCUCUUCUUCUUCUUCUUCUUCCCAAAUCCCACACACUGACUCAGACCAACCCUCCUCCACCAUCUCCAUCGACCGCUCCGGCCUCUGCAACCCCACCGAGCACUCCCAUGAGCCGUGUUCCGACUCCGACCUCGUCAAGCACCUCAAGGGCAUCAUCAAGUUUCGCGGCGGCCCAAUCUCCGUGGCUGAGUACAUGGAGGAGGUUCUAACGAACCCCAAAGCCGGAUUCUACAUGAACCGUGACGUGUUUGGUGCCGGAGGUGACUUCAUCACCUCUCCGGAAGUGAGUCAGAUGUUUGGGGAGAUGGUUGGUGUGUGGACGAUGUCUCUGUGGGAGCAAAUGGGGCAGCCAGGGAGAGUGAACUUAGUGGAACUAGGUCCCGGGAGAGGGACUCUCAUGGCCGAUCUUCUUCGGGGUGCGUCGAAGUUUAAGAGUUUUACUGAGAGUUUGCAUGUGCACAUGGUGGAGUGCAGUCCUGCGUUAAGGAAGCUCCAGCACCAGGCCCUGAAGUGUGUAGAUGAAGAAGAUGGGGGUGACAUGGCUGAGAAAAGGAGUGUCAGCAGUUUGGCUAAUGCUCCUGUGUCGUGGCAUGCCACAUUGGGCCUGGUUCCUACAGGAGUGCCAUCUAUCAUCAUUGCCCAUGAGUUUUAUGAUGCUUUACCAGUUCAUCAAUUUCAGAGGGCUUCUCGUGGCUGGUGUGAGAAAAUGGUGGAUGUUGCAGAAGAUUCAAAGUUCCGUUUUGUUCUUUCUUCACAGCCUACGCCAGCAACACUUUAUCUGGCAAAACGAUGCAAAUGGGCUGGAAUGGAAGAAAUAAAGAAGCUUGAUCACGUUGAGGUGUGCCCAGCAUCAAUGGAGUUGACUCAAAGUAUCGCCGAUAGAAUUGCUUCUGACGGGGGUGGUGCUCUUGUAAUCGAUUAUGGUCAGAACGGAGUAGUCUCUGAUAGUCUGCAGGCAAUUAGAAAACAUAAAUUUGUUGACAUUCUAGACAAUCCAGGAUCUGCUGAUCUCAGUGCCUACGUUGAUUUUGCUUCCAUCAGGCACUCAGCCGAGGAAGCUUCAGGAGAUGUCUCUGUUCAUGGCCCUAUUACCCAGUCUCAGUUCCUUGGUUCUCUCGGGAUAAAUUUCCGAGUGGAAGCAUUAUUACAAAACUGCACAGAGCAACAAUUCGAAUCUCUCAGGUCAGGGUACUGGCAACUGGUCGGAGAAGGUGAGGCUCCCUUCUGGGAGGGUCCUGACGAUAAAGUUCCCAUUGGAAUGGGUACCCGCUACCUGGUAAUGGCUAUUGUGAACAAGAAGCAAGGUGUCCCAGUUCCAUUUUAGUGACUUCAAGAAAUGCAGCAUUUUAGUGACUUGUACAAUAUACAAACUACAGCAACUCCCAAGUUUUGGUUUUU
Messenger RNA from Argentina anserina (silverweed cinquefoil), 1598 nucleotides. RefSeq lists its product as uncharacterized. NCBI's taxonomy places the organism in Eukaryota, Viridiplantae, Streptophyta, Magnoliopsida, Rosales, Rosaceae. The record is from RefSeq and is a predicted model, not a curated record. Gene Ontology annotation, biological process: mitochondrial respiratory chain complex I assembly. Gene Ontology annotation, molecular function: protein-arginine omega-N symmetric methyltransferase activity. Gene Ontology annotation, cellular component: mitochondrion. The transcript has 11 exons. Bases 115 to 1524 code for a protein of 469 amino acids.